CUAAGCAUCACAUAGGGAUUUACAUAUUCCACCAUUUCACACAGGCGUUCAAUUUCACCAGGAUCAAACUCAGUUGCUUGUUUCCGGCUGGGCGUUCAGCUGCUUCACUUGCAGACAUUUUCCACCAUUUGUCCCCGCUUGAGUCUGGUAUAGUCCAGAAAUCCGGAUUUAGUACUCGCUCCGAAGGACAAGCCUCAAUGGCCAAGCAAGUGAGCAACCUGGUGUUUAAGUAAAACCAAAGGUCGCUGGAAAUUCCUUCACCCAUCCAAAAGGCGAUGGCUUAAAAAUGUGUGUCCCAAGCAUUCGUCGGCUUCUAAGCAUGAGCACGAAGAGCUCUUCGAUCCAAGCUCUGUAUGAUCUCUGCAAGAAGACCUUCACUCCCUCUACAACUCUCCAACCAUCUGCUGAAUCCAUCCUCAAGCUUUCAUCCUCGCUGGAUGCAAUUGGUGUUGAUGAUGUUGGGCUGAAAGAUGCAAGUCAAGAGGAAGAGAGAGGCCAUGGGAUUUUUGGAAUUAAUAUUUCUAACCGGGUAGAUCGAUGGGCUCAACCAAUAACAUACAUAGAUAUUCAUGCGGGAGAAAGUUUUACUAUGUGUAUAUUUUGUUUCCCAACCUCUGCGGUAAUUCCUCUGCAUGACCACCCCAGAAUGACGGUCUUGAGCAAAGUUCUCUAUGGGUCCUUGCAUGUAAAAGCUUAUGAUUGGGUUGAGCCAGCUUGCAUCUACAAAACUGACCAAACAGGUCAACAUCCAGUGAGAUUAGCUAAGUUGGCUGUUGAUAGAGUUGUGACAGCACCUUGCAAACCAUCAAUUUUAUACCCUGAAAGUGGAGGGAAUCUGCACUGUUUCACUGCUGUCACACCUUGUGCCGUGCUUGAUAUUCUUGCCCCUCCUUACAACGAAGCUUCCGGACGAUGUUGUACCUAUUACCGUGAUUACCCUUACUCUAGCUUUGAAGAAGAGGAUGCUGUUGUGAAUGGAAAAGAAGACGAAUAUGCUUGGCUUACUCCAAUUGACACCCCAGAUUAUCUGUAUAUGCGCUCAGGAAGCUAUAAUGGCCCGGCCAUUCGAACUUGAUAGCGCAAGAUGGGCCACGAAUGACGAAUCAAGGAUAUUUGUACCAAAACUUUUUGCGUACAGAGCAAGGAAUACUGGCAUAAUAUUCCAAAAACUUCUUUUUUUUUUUUUUCAUUUUGAUCGCAAAAAUAGUGCUCAUAUUGUGUAGUUUCAUAUUCUUGAAUUGCGCCAGCAAGAUAACCAACUUCAACAAAAAUGUGUUACCUGUGGUUUCUUAACAUGAAAAAACUAUAUUCAAACUUCGACAUUUUCUUCUACUGUC
Cuscuta epithymum is the source of this 1337-nucleotide messenger RNA. NCBI's taxonomy places the organism in Eukaryota, Viridiplantae, Streptophyta, Magnoliopsida, Solanales, Convolvulaceae. The record is from the annotation of a GenBank genome assembly.